Messenger RNA from Phialemonium atrogriseum, 1971 nucleotides. RefSeq names its product pyruvate decarboxylase. Gene Ontology annotation, cellular component: nucleus; cytosol. Gene Ontology annotation, molecular function: magnesium ion binding; thiamine pyrophosphate binding; pyruvate decarboxylase activity. Lineage: Eukaryota; Fungi; Ascomycota; Sordariomycetes; Cephalothecales; Cephalothecaceae. Bases 219 to 1913 code for a protein of 564 amino acids. The record is from RefSeq and is a predicted model, not a curated record. The transcript has a single exon.
UUAUCUACCAUCUCAAAUUUUGACCUCUUAUCCUUAUCUGCCACUUGCUUCAUCCUUGCUCACUUUCCGCAGCGUCUCGAAUGAUCCUGACGGCGCUGACAUUUCGUGCCGCGAUGGUGACUCCUUAAUUACCAUCCCAAUUCUCUCCAGAAUCUCUCUUUGCUCAAUCUCGUCAACCCGUUGGGGGGCUCCACACACCCACAACCGCCAGCCAAGCCAUGGCGCAGUCGGCAAAGACAAUCCCGCUCGCCCGCUACCUCUUCAAGCGGCUGGCGCAGCAGGGCGUGCACGCGGUGCACGGGGUGCCGGGCGACCUCACACUCCGGGCGCUGGACCACGUGCCGUCAGCGGGGCUCCGGUGGGUCGGCGCCUGCGACGCGCUGGGGGCCGGGUACGCGGCGGACGGGUACGCGCGGGCGCGCGGCCUCGGCGCGCUGAUGACGAGCUACGGCGGCGGCGAGUUGUCUGCCGUCGCCGCCGUGGCGGGCAGCUUCGCCGAGGACGUCCCCGUGGUGCACGUCGUGGGGACGCCGGCGAGGCGCGUGCUGAAGAACAUGAGGUGGUACAUGCACAUGCAUGGCUCCCUGGGCGACCACCGCCUGGGCGUGUUCCGCGAGAUGGCCGAGAAGGUCACCGUCGCGCAGGUGCGGCUGGACGACGAGAAGACGGCCCCCGAGCUCGUCGACAAGGCCAUCCGCGAGUGCCUGACCUGGAGCAGGCCCGCCUACAUCGAGCUGCCCAGCGACAUGGUGAACGCGUCUGUUGACCCGGACAGGCUGCGCAAGUCCAUCGGCUCUACCAUCGUCCCCGCCGGCCCCCACGGCGUUCCCCGCUGGCAGGCCGCCAAGGGGUUACUCCAGAGGCUGUACAGCUCGAAGCAGCCGCUGAUCCUGGUGGACCGGGGCCAGGGUGUGUCCUCGCUGAGAGAGGAUAUCAACGAGUUCGUGCGCCAGACCGGCAUCCCCACCCUCUGCAUGCCGUCCGGGGCCGGCAUGAUCGACAACUCGCUGUCCAACUACUACGGCAUCCACUCGGGGCCGGCCGGCCAGAUCGACACCAUGCCGUACGUCGACUCGGCAGACUUCAUCAUCGCCUUCGGGCCCUUAUUCUCCGACGCCCAGACCCUAGGCUGGUCCACCCUCCCCGACUCGGCCAAGCUGGCCACGAUCGGCAGGAACUCGAUCGGGGCACAGCAGAUGGACGGCAAGGACGUCAUACGGCAGCUUCUCAAGCAGCUCGACCCCACGCAGAUUCCGUCCCGGAACGCCCACCUGCUAGGCAACUUCCGCGACGUCCCGCCGCCGGCGGUGCAGCCCGGCGACCCGAUCAGCCAGACGGGGCUGUACCUGCGUCUGGGGCGGUUCCUGCAGCGCGACGACGUGGUGGUCCUCGGGGGCGGCACGGCAUGCGUCGGGGGCCGCGACCUCGUGCUCCCGCGGGGGGCGCGGGUGAUGGCGUCGGGCAUGUGGUUCGGGGCCGGGCAGGCGCUGCCGGCGGCGCUGGGGGCGGCGCUGGGGCAGACGGCGGGGCGCACGAUGCUCGUCGUCGGCGACGGCGACUUCCAGGCCGCGGCCCCGGCGCUGAGCACCAUCAUCCGCGAGCGCCUGGCCGUGACCGUCUUCGUCGUCAACAACGGGGGCUACGGCGCCUCGAGGCUGACUCACCGCCAGGAGGCGCCGUACAACGACGUCGCCCCCUGGAAGUACCUCGAGGCCGCGCGCUUCUUCGGCGCUCCGGAUGACUACCCCGUCGAGACUUACCGGCUCGAGACUUGGCGUGAUAUGGACGGGCUGAUGGGCAGCGAGAGCUUCCACGACGGGAAGGGGCUCAAGUUGGUCGAGAUCGUGGUGGAUAAAUACGCUGCCCCUCCCAAUUUCCAGACCGUGUUCUCUCAGAUGAGACGGAAUCUAUAAUCUCGCCGGUAACAUGGCGCGUUUCCCACGCUUUCCACGGGACGUUUAGUCGUCACGU